CAAACAAAUCAUGCAGUUCACCGGCGAUCAAACUACCUCAAUAACGGUCACCCGUCCACUUCUCUCCUCCACCACAAACCACCCCCUUCCGCCGUCUCACUCUCUCUCUGUGUCAUUGCCAAACCAACAAAACUAAACAAUCACCACCACCGCCACAAUGGAGGAACACGGAAAAAUACACCCAAUCAAACUCCUAUUCCUCCUCCUAAGAAUCGCCACCGCUGCUUCCUCCUCCUCCUCCUCCUCCUCCUCCUCCGACGCAUCCAUCCUAACCAAACUCGCCGAAUCCCUCACCCCAGCCCCCUCCGGCUGGUCCGCCGCAAACCCCUGCGACUGGACCGGCAUCGCCUGCGACUCCACCGACCGCGUCACCUCCAUCAACCUCCCCUCCAAAUCCCUCGCCGGCCAAUUACCCCCCGAGUUAAACCAGCUCUCUCGCCUCAAAUCCCUCUCUCUCCAACGCAACCGCCUCUCCGGCCCCUUCCCCUCCCUCUCCAACCUCCCCUCCUUGGAACAAAUCUCCCUCGACAACAACAACUUCUCUUCCAUCCCCUCCCCUUUCCUCUCCAACCUCACAAGCCUACAAACCCUGUCCAUUUCCGAAAACCCCAAUCUACCCCCCUGGACCAUUCCUCCCACCCUCUCCGAUUCCACCACCCUCACCUCCCUCUACGCUGGUAACACAAACCUCUUCGGCGAAAUACCUGACGUAUUCGGCUCGUUCCCGAACCUUCAAAAUCUUAGGCUCUCGUAUAACAAUCUAACCGGGGGUUUACCCACUUCGUUUGCGAAAUCAGGGAUUCAGAACCUGUGGUUGAACAAUCAGGCUGUGGGGUUAUCUGGUCGGAUUGAUGUGUUGGGCUUAAUGCCGGAAUUGACUCAGGUUUGGCUUCAUUUAAAUCAGUUUUCCGGUCCCAUUCCGGAUUUAUCCGAGUGUGCUUCGAUGUUCGAUUUACAACUGAGGAAUAACGAGCUAACCGGUCCUGUCCCGGUUUCUCUGACUACUCUUCCUAAGCUAGUUAAUGUGUCGUUACAGAACAAUAGAUUACAGGGCCCGGAACCUAGGUUUGCUGAUGGGGUCCAGGUGAGUCUCGGAACGACGAACAGUUUCUGUAAUCCGAGUCCAGUACCUUGCGAUUCGCAGGUGAAUGUGUUGCUUGAAGUUGCAGGGGCAUUGGGUUACCCCAUGACUUUGGCUGAGUCUUGGACUGGGAAUGACCCUUGCCAAGGUUGGCAAUCUGUGUCUUGUGAUGCCAAUGGGAGUGUUACCGUGCUUAAUUUUGGGAAACAGGGCUGGGCUGGGACGAUAUCUCCAGCCAUUGCUAACCUCACAGGAUUGACUAGUCUUCUUUUGAAUGAUAAUAAUCUUACUGGAACUAUUCCUCCUGGAUUGACAAAGCUAGCGCUACUCCGGCUUCUGGAUAUAUCAAACAACAAUGUUUCUGGGGAAGUACCGGAGUUUGGCUCCGGUGUGACAUUGAAGACAUCCGGUAAUCCGUUUCUAGGAAAAGAAGUGGCAUUAUCAGAAGAUGGAAAUUCAAGUAGUUCGUCUGGUGGAACUGGAACUGGAACGACUGUUGGUUCGACACCGAGUAAGAAUAAGUCGACUGUAGCGUGGUGGGUAAUUGUUGCUACGAUUGUUGCUGCUGUGAUUGUUAUCGUGGUUUUGUCGUUGGUGAUUUAUAGGAGGUUUGUGAAGAAUCGGAAUAGCAAAUACGAAUGGAUUAAAAAAGGGUCUAGAAAUGGGACCAACAAGUCGAAGAAGAGUGAAGAUAGUGCUGUUAUUGAGUACGGUGGCUUUGGAAGUGAACUCCCAAGUCAAGGCAGUGCUGAUAAUAGUGAUAUUCAAGUUUAUGAUGGUAGCAAUGCUGUGAUUCCGAUAGACGUGCUGCGAGAAGUUACAAACAAUUUCAGUGAAGAGAACAUAUUAGGUCGGGGUGGAUUUGGGGUUGUUUAUAAAGGUCAAUUCCACGAUGGGGUGGUGAUAGCAGUGAAAAGGAUGGAAGCAACCAUGGUGAGUUCAAAGGGGAUGAACGAGUUCCAGGCUGAAAUUGCCGUUCUAUCUAAGGUUAGGCACCGGCAUUUAGUCGCACUUCAUGGGUUCUGUGUCAAUGGAAAUGAGAGGCUUUUGGUCUAUGAGUAUAUGCCUCAAGGAACAUUGGCCCAACAUCUAUUUGAUUACGAAGAAAUGGGGGCUUCCCCGCUUACUUGGAAGCAAAGAGUCGCAAUAGUGCUAGACGUUGCAAGAGGGGUGGAGUAUUUACACAGCUUAGCCCAGCAGAGUUUCAUCCAUAGAGAUCUUAAACCCUCUAAUAUUCUUCUUGGAGACGACAUGAGAGCUAAGGUGUCGGAUUUUGGCUUGGUUAGGAAUGCGCCUGAUGGAAAGCAAUCGGUGGAGACAAAGUUAGCUGGGACUUUCGGAUAUUUAGCACCAGAGUACGCUGCCACUGGAAAAGUGACCACAAAGGUUGAUGUUUUUGCAUUUGGGGUGGUGUUGUUGGAGAUAAUCACGGGCAGAAAAGCACUAGAUGAUACCUUACCGGAUGAACAAAGUCAUUUAGUCAGUUGGUUUCGAAGGCUACUCAACGACAGAGAUAGCAUCAGGAAAUCUCUGGACCACACACUUGAUCCAGAUGAAGAAAUGUUCGAGAGCAUAUGCAAAGUAGCUGAACUAGCGGGUCACUGCACUGCUCGUGAGCCAUUUCAGCGGCCAGAUAUGGGUCACGCGGUUACUGUCUUGGCUCCCCUUGUUGACCAGUGGAAACCAACUGCCCGUGUUGAAGACGACAGCUUUGGCAUUGACCUCCACAUGAGCCUUCCUCAAGCCUUACAAAAAUGGAAAUCUGGUGAAGGUAGUUUCUCAAUGAGCAGGAGUUUUCAAAAUGUUUACACAUCUACAACCACCCCAAGUGGACAUUCAGAUUUCGCGAGCUCUUUCAAGUUGAAGGACAGUAGCAAAUUGCCAUAGUUAAAUAGCAAGAGAGCUUUGUACACUGUUUACACCAUGUUUAUCAAUGAAUACUUCGAGUUAUUUUGCUUUUUGAUACUUGAGUUAUUUUACUACACAAAUCAUCUUUUUCAGUUUUUUUUUCUUUAUUUUUACUAAUUCUUUCUUUCAUAGUUGAAUAGAUUCCUCUUCUUCAAAAUUUGUUCAUAUAUCAAGGAAUACAAGA
Molecule: messenger RNA, 3173 nt
Organism: Rhododendron vialii
Lineage: Eukaryota; Viridiplantae; Streptophyta; Magnoliopsida; Ericales; Ericaceae
Product: receptor-like kinase TMK4
Exons: 2
Coding region: 158-2968 (936 amino acids)
Biological process (GO): protein phosphorylation
Molecular function (GO): ATP binding; protein kinase activity; protein binding
Source: RefSeq, a predicted model, not a curated record